Molecule: messenger RNA, 1230 nt
Organism: Glycine soja
Lineage: Eukaryota; Viridiplantae; Streptophyta; Magnoliopsida; Fabales; Fabaceae
Product: pentatricopeptide repeat-containing protein At5g12100, mitochondrial-like
Exons: 1
Coding region: 1-1230 (409 amino acids)
Molecular function (GO): protein binding
Source: RefSeq, a predicted model, not a curated record
AUGAAGAAUUCCAGUUCCAGCAAUGUGAAUUACAUAGCAGAAGGGGUUUUGGCGCGCCAUACAAUGGGAUUUGGAGCUCGUUCUGCUCUCCGUCUUCGUCCCAAUUCGCAUUUCAACAAUUCCAUUUGCUUCUUCUGCUCCCAAUCACUCACACUCUGUGAAUCCGAUCCCCAAUACCAGAAUCGCCUUCAAAAGGUUCAAAAACUCGAAACCUUACUAAACCGCGGUCGCACGGUCACCGCAAGAAGGUUCCUCAGAUCCCUUCUUCUCACCAAAACCGCAUUCUCUUCUCUCUCCGAACUCCACGCGCACGUCUCCAAACCCCUCUUUUCGGACACCCUCUUAUGGCUCUGUUCCGUUUCCAAAAUGCUCGACGAAGCCACUGACUUGUACUCUUCCAUGCGAAAAGACGGUUUUAUCCCUUCCACCCGUUCCGUCAAUCGCUUGCUCCGAACCCUGGUGGAUUCCCGACACUUCGAGAAAACCCUCCCUGUCUUCGCCGACGUUGUCGAUUCUGGUAUUCGACCCGAUGCUGUCACUUACGGAAAGGCUGUUCAGGCGGCAGUGAUGUUGAAGGACCUCGACAAGGGUUUUGAGUUGAUGAAAUCCAUGGAAAAGGAUGGAAUGGGCCCUUCUGUGUUCGCUUAUAACUUGAUACUGGGUGGAUUGUGUAAAGUGAGAAGGAUCAAGGAUGCUCGGAAGCUGUUCGAUAAAACGAUUCAGAGAAACGUGGUUCCGAAUACUGUUACUUAUAACACGCUCAUUGAUGGGUACUGUAAGGUGGGUGAUAUAGAGGAAGCUUUUGGCUUCAAGGAGAGGAUGAGGGAACAAAAUGUGGAGUGUAAUCUUGUUACAUAUAAUUCCUUGUUAAAUGGUCUUUGUGGUUCGGGGAGGGUGGAGGAUGCGAAGGAGGUGUUGUUAGAGAUGGAGGACAGUGGUUUUUUGCCUGGUGGGUUUUUGAGUUUUGUGUUUGAUGAUCAUUCGAAUGUUGCUGGUGACGACAGUUUGUUUGAUGGAAAAGAAAUAAGGAUCGAUGAGCAAACUUAUUGUAUUUUGUUGAAUGGACUAUGCAGGGUUGGGAGAAUUGAAAAGGCUGAAGAGGUUCUGGCCAAACUAGUGGAAAAUGGAGUUACUUCAAGCAAGAUUUCAUAUAACAUAUUGGUGAAUGCAUAUUGCCAAGAGGGUGACUUGAAGAAAGCUAUACUGACAACUGAACAAAUGGAAGAAUGA